Condylostylus longicornis is the source of this 1895-nucleotide messenger RNA. RefSeq names its product WD repeat-containing protein 37 (gene Wdr37). The transcript is spliced from 5 exons. Gene Ontology annotation, molecular function: protein binding. Gene Ontology annotation, cellular component: preribosome, large subunit precursor. The record is from RefSeq and is a predicted model, not a curated record. The coding region runs from base 259 to 1710 and encodes 483 amino acids. Lineage: Eukaryota; Metazoa; Arthropoda; Insecta; Diptera; Dolichopodidae.
UAAUUUGCUUAAAUGCUUACUGCACUACCACAGCAGUUUUCAAAAUAAAUUGGUAUAUUUUUGUAAAAGUUUUAAAAUUUUAAAAAUCAAUUUCAAUUACAUUUUAAUAAUUUAACUUCUGUUUAAAAAAAAUCGUUUUAUCAUUGUUUAAUAUUAAUAUAAAAUUUUUGGGUCUUAUACUAUGUCAACUUAAAAUAUAUACAGUUUAGUGUGCCUAUUAAAACUAGUUUCAAUCUAAUAAACAAAAAUUUCACGAAUAUGCCACUGGAAAAUAGUGUUUCUGGAAAAUCAAUAGUUAAACCGUCCAAACAACGAAGCUCUCGCUUAAGCUCUUUAGCUGAGGACUUAAUUGCCGAUGAAGGACCACCUUUUAGAGCUAGACUUCACAUACUAUUUUCGCAAAUUGAAAAAGAAUUCGAAUUGCUUUAUAUAGAGAAUCUCAAUCUUCAGGAGAAACUUGAAUCACUUGGUGCUGCAGGCGCAGUAUCUACUGGGGGAACAAAUUCGGCAGUUGAUCGUUCAACAACUUAUCAAGAUGUAGCUGACACAGAUGGUGUCAGUAAUAUAGCCAGCAAAAGCUUAAAAGCUAAACUGUCCGCAACAGGAGGAAAAGUGAAAGCUAGUCAUAAAAUACGUGCCCAAACAAGUAAAAUUGUUUCUAGUUUUAAAGCACAAUCAGCAGUCAGUUCUAUGGUAAGAGAAUUUAAUGGUCAUAAGGACGGUGUUUGGCAAGUUGCUACUAAAAUAGGGCAACCAAUUAUUGGAACAGCGAGUGCUGAUCAUACAGCUUGCAUUUGGGGAAUCGAAAGUGCCCGUUGUUUGUUACAAUAUCAAGGACACGGUGGUUCAGUGAAUUCUAUCAAAUUUCAUCCACAUAAAGAUUUAGUGCUUACUGCAAGUGGUGAUGGCUCUGCACAUAUUUGGCAAGCAGCGGUCAAUUGGGAUGUUUCAACAAGAAAAGGCCAUUCUUCGGAAGAAGAACUCGAAGAUAGCGAUGAACAAGUUGAAGAUCGAGAACGUUUGGAUGUUCUUCGAACACCUUUAUGUGAAUUUUCAGGACCAGGUGGACACACAUCUGUAGUUGUUGCAGCCGAUUGGUUGUCAACAUCAGAUCAAAUAAUUACAGGAAGCUGGGAUCGAACCGCUAUUUUAUGGGAUGUUGAAACGAAGGAACCAUUACAACCUUUAACAGGCCAUGACCAUGAAUUAACACAUGUUUCGGCUCAUGGCUCACAACGACUUGUUGUUACAGCCUCUAGAGAUUCCACAUUUAGAUUAUGGGAUUUUAGAGAUGCAAUUCCUGCAGUUUCGGUAUUCCAAGGGCAUACUGAGAGUGUAACAUCUACAGUAUUCACUCGUGAUGAUAAAGUAGUUUCAGGGUCAGAUGAUCGUACUGUUAAAGUGUGGGAGCUUCGAAAUAUGCGUUCAGCAUUAGAAACAAUUCGUACCGAUGCUGCUGUUAAUCGUCUAGCAGUUUCAGCGAAUGGUGUGAUAGCUAUACCACAUGAUAAUCGACAAAUAAGGCUUUAUGAUCUAAAUGGUCAAAGAAUAGCUAGAUUACCAAGAACAAGUAGACAAGGACACCGUCGUAUGGUAUCUUCAGUUUCGUGGGCCGAUGAUUCGUGUGUGUCUUCUAAUUGUAAUUUAUUUUCAUGCGGUUUUGAUCGCCGUGUUUUAGGAUGGUCUAUUAGCUUACCAAAAGAAACCUAAACAAUCAAUAACAAAAAGUUUAAAGAAAAAUGCAAAAAAUUAAUAACUUAAAAAAGCAAAAUAUGUAUUUACAAAUUUCUGUUUUUUUAAAGUAAUUAUGUUUUUAUGUUAUCAUUGUUAUUAAUAUCUAUUUAAUUUUUAAUGAGUCUUGUUAAGUUAUCUAGAAGUCAGUGUGUAUUGAAAAA